This is a messenger RNA of Peronospora farinosa, 2505 nucleotides long. The record is from the annotation of a GenBank genome assembly. NCBI's taxonomy places the organism in Eukaryota, Oomycota, Peronosporomycetes, Peronosporales, Peronosporaceae.
AUGGAAGAUACGAAUGCACCUCGCGUGGAGCUCGAUGAGGCCGCUGUGAGGCCUCCGCGGUACGGUGUCCCAACUCCUGAUAGUGGUAUGAUCUUCGCGAAAGGACCUGCUUCCUUCAGUCUUCCUUCAACUCGCGGAGAGUCAAGAGGAUCAGCUUCCAACGAUAUGGACUCCAAAUCGUCGUUUCUCAUUGCUGCCGUGGCGGAGAACCGUGCACGGGAGAUAGGGAUAUGUGCAAUCGACUUGAUGUCGCCACACGAGCUACUACUGUGGACGGUCAUCGACUCGCACUCUUACGUCGAUACCAUGUCGUUGCUUCAAGCCUAUCAGCCUGUGGAAAUUCUCGUGGUUGAAACAUCCAAGUCUCGCAAAAUCAACGACGAGAUCUCCAAGCGCUUUGCUGGAUCAAACUGCCGAAUCGUACCGCUUGCGCGGAAGUAUUUUGAUCAGACAAAAGGAGCAGAAGAUAUCAAACGCGUGAUGGCAAACAACGUCGAUAUCAAUAUUGGAAGGAAUUACGUUGCCAUGGCGUCGGUGGCGUGUGUGAUGAAAUACAUAGAGUACAUACAGGGCAUUUACAUCGCGGAGAAGACUCUAAAGGUUGUGCUUAGUCCGUCAACACGCAAACUGCUCAUGGACCAAGCAACAAUUUCCGCUUUGGAGCUAGUCCAGGGUACUCGAGGAAGAAGCGACAGCCAGUCUCUCUGCAAGAUGCUGAACAACACGCAAACCAUGGCAGGGAAUCGACUGUUAAGAUCUACGAUGCUGCAGCCAACAUGCCAUCUGAAAACGAUUCAGGCGCGCCACGAAGUUGUUGGAAUUUUCCUUGAUAACCCCGCGUGGUUUUUCGAUGUUAUGGAAGCGUUACGUGACUUCGUUGACUUAGAUCGGCUACUGGGCCAACUUGUUUUUGUUCCCAAAGUGAUCACCCCUCGGGUAUCCCGAAUCGCUGUAGGCAGUGUCAUUGCUCUUAAACACACGCUGGAAUGCCUACCGAAACUAGUUUCGUGUCUGGAAACAACCUCAGUGAAGCUGGAUUGCCCCUGCCCUCUUCUCGACUCAAUUAUACAAAGCCUGUCAAGUUUGCGCGACGAGCAAUUUACAGAGAUCAAGGUAGAUAUUGAGCGAGUUGUAAACGACAGGGUCAAAGUUUGCCGCUCAGCUGCACAGAAGCGCAUACAAGAGUGUUUUGCUGUCCGAGCAGGCGUUGAUGGCAUGCUUGAUGUGGCACGGCGAACCUAUCUUGAUACGAUCGAGAAAAUCCACGAGGUCAUUCAUACAUACAAAGAGAAUCUUGGGAUUCCCAUUCGGCUCACUUAUACAUCUCGAAGAGGAUACCAUUUGGCUGUUCCGAUCAAUACGAAAGACUUGCCUGCAAGUUUUAUCGAGAGAGUGCCAAUGAAAACCGUGAUCUGCUGCUCCACCAAGCCACUGGCCUCUCUCAAUGUGCGGCUCAAUGAAGCGCUUACCGCAGUCUACAAGCUAUCGAACGAUGUCAUUCAACAGCUCCUCGACAAGAUUCGCCCUCGAUCCUCUACUAUGCACGCGAUGGUUGAAAGUAUCGCGCUGCUUGAUAUGCUUUUGAGUUUUGUGAAUGUCGUAGCCCUGUCGCCGCCAGACCAUCCAUACACAAGGCCAACUAUCACUGAACAUGGCAACUUGAUCAUUAAAAAGGGCCGGCAUCCGCUAGUUGAGCGUGUGCUAAAAGAUAGGGCUUAUAUCCCUAGUGACACGUUUUUUGAUCCGCUGAGCACCUUUCACAUUAUCACUGGCCCCAAUUGCGCAGGAAAGUCGACGUAUUUACGAGCAACAGCUCUGAUCACAAUACUGGCCCAGAUGGGGUGCUAUGUUCCAGCUUCUGAUGCUGUUAUUCCGAUUCGAGAUCGAAUCUGUACACGAUUUGGAACUUCGGACGAUAUGGAAGAAAAUGCAAGCUCGUUUGCUGUCGAAAUGACAGAGACGGCUUUCAUCCUGGAAUCAUGUACGGCGAGGUCAUUGGUACUCAUUGAUGAGCUAGGCCGAGGCACAGCCAACGACGAAGGUGCUGCGAUCGCGUGGAGUAUCGGCGAGGAGAUGAUUCAUCGACGAUCCUACACGUGCUUUGCAACCCAUUAUCAUCAGCUUAAUCGCCUCGCCCGUCUUUAUCCUCGCUGUCGGUGUUACCACGUGGGCACUGAAUCGCAUACCAAUUCUGUGCAUUUUCGCUAUGUAUUGAAAGAUGGGCCGUUUCCAUUGAUUGGCAUGUACGGCAUCAAGACAGCAGCAUUGAGCGGUUUGCCAACAGAAGUGAUCCGUGAAGCAGAGGACAUCUAUGAGAAGCUGUGUAGUAAACGCGAGGCUGCGGAAAAGUCAGCUGAUCAAGGCCCAACGACCAAUGAUACCAGCAUGAUCAAUAGAAAUCUCCUCCACCAUUUAUACGCGCUUCGGUACGCAGACCUAGACUAUGCAGGUCUUCGGCGCCAACUACAACAUCUUAGAAAACGAUUUUUAGCCCCAGUAGAGUAA